Nothoprocta perdicaria is the source of this 3232-nucleotide messenger RNA. RefSeq names its product centrosomal protein 112 (gene CEP112). The transcript has 26 exons. The coding region runs from base 14 to 2857 and encodes 947 amino acids. The record is from RefSeq and is a predicted model, not a curated record. Lineage: Eukaryota; Metazoa; Chordata; Aves; Tinamiformes; Tinamidae.
GUGAGUUUUCAAAAUGAGCGGUGAAGAGGAGGUCUGGGAAAAACUAGACGCUGAGUUUGAUCACUGUGUUGUAGACAUGAAGCCUUAUGUCCUAAAACUGCAGCAUAGGUCAGAACGUCAGAGAUGUGCCCUAUGGAUUAAAAAACUAUGUGAGCCCUCAGGAGCAGGUACAGGAAUUGUGGGCAGGAAGAAUCGGAAUUUAUACGCAAAACUCCUCCUGCACAUGUUGAAACGAGGUGUCCUAGAAGGUCCCUUCACUCAUAAGCCCGAACCAGGAAUACUGAAAACUUUACCCUCCUACAUGUCAAUUUAUUUUGAUGAACCAAAUUCAACAAGAGUCCGAAGUAGCAGCCCAGACCAUUUACCAGACUGGGUCAUGGGAGAACUAGGAAAAAGUGAGCCUAAGCUUGAGGAAUCAUGGAGAAUAUCUUCUAAAGAAGAAUCACCACUUACAUAUGGGGAAAGAUUCAAGUACAAUGGGAUGCUCGCACUAAGGUCACAUUCUAUGAGUCCUCCUCACCAGAAAGAUGAAGAUCAUCCAUCCAYGGCGCUCUCUGAACAUCAUCAUAAAAAAAACACUUCUUUGGAUGACAGUGACCUCGAAGCUCGUCUCAAUAGUUGGAAUCUUGGGCUGGAAAAUCCAAGAUAUCUGCGGGAAAAACCCAUGCCAGUGUCUUUGACAACACCCAAAAUGGGUUUAGGAAAAAAUAGCACUUUUYGGGAUGAGCAAUCACUAUUUCGAAUACAUGAAAAAGAGCUGGACAUGAAAAUAAAAAUAGUGGAAGCUAAAUUUCAUGAGGAAAAGCUUAAAUUACAGCAGAAGCAUGAUACKGAUGUUCAAAAGAUUUUGGAUAGAAAGAAUAAUGAAAUAGAGGUAUUGAAGACCCUCUACAAAACCAAGCAAAAUGAAGCUGAGGAAACUAUUAGAAAACUGGAGAAAAAAGUUCAGACCCUUGUUCGUGAGUCACAAGUUGUCAGAGAAGCAAAAGAAAAGCAGAUUGUGGAGUUAAAGAAGAUGUGUGAGCAAAGCACUGAUUCUUUGAACAACGAGUGGGAGAAAAGGCUUCACAAUGCUGUGGCUGAAAUGGAAAAGGAGAAGUUUAAUAUUCAGAAGAAACACACAGAAAAUAUCCAGGAACUGCUGGAGGACACCAAUGUUCGUCUUAGCAAAAUGGAGGAAGAAUAUUUGGAACAGAUCAAGUCAACUAACCAGAUGGUCAAAGAACUGGAGGCUCGUGUCCAGCAGUUGACUGUUGAGGCUGAAAAUAGUAAUUUACAGCGUCAAAAAUUAUCUCAGGAGAAGAUCGAUGCAGAACAAUACCAYCAGGCAGUGUGCUCUGAACUGCAGGAAGUGAAAGUCAGACACAGCUCGCUUCAGAAAGACAGGGACCGUAUUAUACAAGAAUAUGAGGAGAAAAUUCAGCAACUACAAAGCAAAUAUGAUGUCGAUAUAAGUUUUUUGAAACAGGAACACGCUCUYUCUGCAGCUAAGGCAUCGAAUGUGAUUGAAGAGUUAGAACAUAAYGUGUCUCUGUUAAAACAGCAGUUGCAAGAGUCAGAACAUCAAAGGCAGCAACAGCUGAGGGAUCAGGACUACACGUUUCAACAGGACAAACUUAACUUGGAGCGUAUGUAUGAAAAACAGAUUCACAGCAUCCGGAAUGAUCUUGAUAAAGAAAGAGGGGAUGCUCAAAAGAAAAUUCGCAAACUGGAAGAGACUUUGAAGGAGAAGGAGGAGCAGCUGACUCGGGUGACAGAGGUACAGAGGCUGCAGGCCCAGCAGGCAGACGCUGCCCUGGAGGAGUUUAAGCGGCAGGUGGAGCUGAACUCAGAAAAAGUCUACGCUGAAAUGAAAGAGCAGAUGGAAAAGGUAGAAGCAGAUCUAAGCAGAUCAAAAUCUCUCCGGGAAAAGCAAUCCAAAGAAUUCUCGUGGCAACUGGAAGACUUGAAGCAAAGAUAUGAGCAACAGAUGGUGGAGCUGAAGCUGGAGCAGGAGCAGGAGAAGACGCACCUAUUCCAGCAGCACAACGCCGAGAAGGACUGCCUGGUCCGCGACCACGAACGGGAAAUUGGGAACCUGGAGAGGCAGCUGCGGGCUGCCAUGGCGGAGCACGAGCAGAAAACCCAAGAAUGCCGGAAACGCGACGCGCAGGUUAUGUGUGACAUGGAGGCCCAGAUCCACAAGCUGAGGGAAGAGCUGGUGCAGGUAAAGGCUCAGCGGAAGCAGCAGCUCGUGGAGCUGAGCGUCCUACGCGAGGAGGAGAAGCAGAGGGCAGCGCGAGAGCACGAGGCGGCCGUGAGCAGGCUCAAAGCAGAGGCGGAAAAAAUGACAUUAGACCUGCAGAAGGCGCAUGCUGCAGAAACCGAGAAAGCCCUGGAAAAGGCGAGCAGCCGGCUGCGGCACAUGGAGAAGGAGCACGGUCAGAAGCUGGCCAAGUCCUCGCAGAUCAUAGCUGAACUUAAGACAACCAUUUCCUCUCUGACAGAGGAGAACAGCCGGCAGCAGCUUGUUGCAGAACAGCGGCUCCAGGAAGUUGUACAAAAGUUUGAAGAUAAGAAGCAGCAGCUGAUUAGAGAUAAUGACAGAGCAAUCAAGGUCUUACAAGAUGAGAUGGAAAGUUACCGCAGUCAGGUGCGGGCUGCAGAGAAGAAGCUGCAACACAGAGAGCUGGAGACCCAGGAGCAGAUGACCCAUAUACGACAGGAGUAUGAAACCAAACUCAAGGGCUUGAUGCCAGCAUCUAUGAGACAGGAACUUGAAGACACCAUUGUGUCUUUAAAAUCUCAGGUAACUAUUCUGCAGAAGAGAGCAUCGGUCCUCCAGGAAGAGCUGGACACCUACCGCACCCGAAGGUAGCUGCGGGAGCUGCUGGAUUUCUUCGAUGUCAAAGAGACUGCUUUGAAUAGGUUUGAAGAUUUGGCUCUUGUAAAUUAAAAUGUAAAGAUCAGUGGCUGUUUUGUUAGCACAUAAAAUGUAAUUAAGUUCGUGAAAACAUGUCCAUUGCUCGUGCCAGCGUUUUUUAAGUUGUAUCUUCCUUCCAUUGUUUUUUAUCAUUAUCUUAUUGCAGACUUACACUUUUGCUCUACUGUGUGUUGAGUUUGCUUACUGAAACAAAAACUUCAUCUGCUAAUAUUUUGUUAUUAGUUCCUCAUACCAUUCUAUUUACUUUUAUACAUGAAAAAUUACAUUUUUCUAUUAUUAUUGUCCAAGAUACUUUAUCAUAUUUUGACA